CAUCAUUGUGAAGAGCAAGGUUAUUUUUCGUGACGAGUGUUACCGUAUAAAAGGUGAAAGUACUAGGAGAAAGCUGUGGGGUACAUUUUGCUCGCAGAUCUCUGACAGAAUUUGGAGGGUACUUUAUCACUCUGAAGGUUAUCAAUUCGUCAUUAGUGGAAAUCACUCCGAUCCGUCAUAUUUACGUGAAAGUGGGAUUGUUUUUUGGCGAAUGUAGAAACAAGAAAGCAUCAAAAUAAAUAAGGAAAAUGUGCUUCUCAUCGGAAACUUGGUGUGGGCGAUGUCUUCUGUUGUUCUUUUGUCUUUUGACCGUCUUCUCGUUCUGGGUGUUCAUGUCGGUGGAUUAUGUCGAGCUGUUGGAAGAAGAAGAAAUUGAAGAAAGUCCUCCAAUCGUUCUGGAAAAUGAUCGCUUGCCAUUGUUGAGUCCGGAUCGGAAAACGAUUUACGUCAUAUCUGAGGAAGGUCUUCCGAUCGCGAAUAAUUUCAUAUUGCGAAAUCCGAGCAUCCCCAUUCAAAAAAUUGUGUAUCGGAAACCUGGAGUGAACAAUUCCAUUCAUGUAUAUCCAAUCCAACGGGAAGCUCUGGUCGCGACGAAUCGUACUUUCACUCAGGCGGAUAUUCCAGGACUUUGCGCAUUCUUGUUCAUGCUGAUUUUCACCUCGGUCGGAAUUUACAUCUUGUUAUGUCGAGAAAUGUGCGGGUGUCGGUGUUCCACGCGGCCAAGAUCGUCCUCCGUGUGUGACACGUGCUUCGAAUUCGACCCCGCCGUGGAUUUCGCCGAUCUCGACGAUUUCUUCGACAGUCCCGAUUCAACCCCGGGAAAUUCGCCAAUCAAGCAGAAAAAGGGGGGUGGAGAAAGCGUGGUGAAAAUCCCCAUCACCGAUGAGCUUAAACAACCCUUACUGCUUAUUGUGUAAAGUUAAAGGCAUUUCAUACAGAAAAAGCGUAUGAAAAUCUACGUGCAGAAAGUUUGCUUAUUUUAUGCAGAAAAAUGUGCAAAAAUCUGCAUAUUUUGAUAACAAAUUUUCUCCAAGAAACAAAUUUAUGCGAAAAAAUUGUACAGAAUUCUAAUCUAUCUCAAUUCUCUUUCUGCAGAAAAAUGGGUAAAUUUUCGUCACGUGGAUUAUUUUCGUGUGGAAUUUGGGAGAGAAAUAAUUAUUCAAGAGAUUAUAAAAUUCUAUUCAUUCAUAAUAAUGAAAAAAGUGGACAAAAAUAUACAGACGACAAGGCAAUCAAGAUUUCUACUUUGUUUAUCUGUAAGUAAGGAGAAAGUUAUACCGGAAGUUGUAUACAUUUUUUUGUCUUGUUCAAUUGCAGGGUGCUUAAUAAUAAUUAGGUUAUAUCGAUCGAGGUACAUAAAUAUGUUUAAUUUUACUCAGAGUUCUUAAAUAUAUUUUAUUUUCUAUGCUAGUUUUUGUAUGGAAGUUCGAAAAUUUCGAAAAAUCAAACCAAUUAAAAUUUUACUCUACAAGAAUUUUAAUGAUUCUGCUGCUGAAAAGUUGUUAUAAUGUACAUAUAAAAGCUGAAUCAAAAUUGAGGUGAAAAAUUCCCGUAGAUUAAAAAAUUGUAUCUAAAUAAGUAUUAAGUUCACCUAAAUAUUUUUAUUAGGGUUUUCUAAAUUUUACAAUUAUUGAAAUGGCGUCUAAAUUAGCAAAUCGUUAAAUUGUGCCGAAUUCUCCUCUCGAUCAUUGGCAAUUUCAAAAACGAUUAUCAAAAACAAUUUUCAAAAACAAUUAAAUCAAUUUCAAAAAUUUUAAUGAUUUUGCUACUGAAAAAUUGUUCUAGGCGAAUCUAAAUUGAGCUGUAAAUUUCACAUACAUAUAAAUUAAAAUAUUAAUUUAUUUGAUUUUUUGGAAAUUUCGAAGUUACAUAACCCUCUCGCAAGAACUACCAUAGAAAAUAAAGUGUAGGAAGGGGAACCUUGAUCUUACCAAUUUUAAUAAGACCGGUAGAAAAUUUUUAUCUUCUUAUUCAUAGUGUUCAGAAAUUUAGGAUAGAUUUCAAGUUCGUUCUCAUGCAUACAAAUAAUAUUCGUACAAGUGUAUACAUUUAAUCAUUCCACAUUUUAGGACCAAUUUCAAUCAUUUUUAUGGGUGUAUUUAUGUACAUAAGUGCAUAAUAAUAAUCAUCAUACUCGCAAAUACCGUAUUAUUCGACCCAAUCUGCUAAUUGAAAAAAUUGCAUUGUUAAUAGAAUAUUAUAGCUGAUCUAGUAUCACCAGUAUUCAUCCUUCUUUUAAGACAAAGUAUUGUCGACUGUAUGAAAAUCAACCUGCCAAAAAUUUGCAUAUUUUUUGCACAACAUACAUACUUAAAUAACUUCAUGACAAAAAGUGAAGUUUAAUAAGUAGGAAAUAUCUUUGUUAGAAAUUUUCAAAAAAAACAUACAUAAUUUUUCAGGUGAAUUUUUUGAAGAAUUUUCGUCAAGUAGAUUUUCAUACAAGUUUUUUGUGAACCAAAUAAAAAAAUAUUAACAAAAAAUACAUGACUGUGAAUUAGUGUGAAUUACCGUAUACCUGUUGGCCGGAUUAAGAAAUAUAAUAAAAAAUUGGUAUUAUUAUCAUAUGUACGAAACAUGGAAUUAAGAAUUGUGAUGCCAAAACAAUUGUAAUUUUUUUCCUAUCAAACUGGAGGUAAAAUUACGAAAACAUUAUUGACUUGUGUAACAAAAAUAUCAGAGUUUUUUAUGUGCGCUGAAGCCAAUUAAUAAGUUGCAUUACAUUCAUACUUAUUUCAUGAUUGUAAUAAUAGUGCUUAAAUAUGUGUGCUUAUAAAAACAUAAAUAAUUCGUUUAUGAAAAUGUUUAAGAGUUUAUUAAAAAUAAAACUACA
Molecule: messenger RNA, 2830 nt
Organism: Folsomia candida
Lineage: Eukaryota; Metazoa; Arthropoda; Collembola; Entomobryomorpha; Isotomidae
Exons: 6
Coding region: 249-917 (222 amino acids)
Source: RefSeq, a predicted model, not a curated record